Molecule: messenger RNA, 785 nt
Organism: Brassica oleracea var. oleracea
Lineage: Eukaryota; Viridiplantae; Streptophyta; Magnoliopsida; Brassicales; Brassicaceae
Product: transcription repressor OFP11
Exons: 1
Coding region: 109-747 (212 amino acids)
Biological process (GO): negative regulation of DNA-templated transcription
Source: RefSeq, a predicted model, not a curated record
UACGUUAUGGACAUUGCAUACACUACGUGACCUCCUCUUACAACAUAACUCUUGCAUGUAUUAAUAAGCAUUGCAAAGUCUUAACUAAUCGUUCCUCCUAAACCAAACAUGUCUACUUUUCUAAGGAAGAAGCUACACCUCUGCUUCUCCUCCUCCGGUGUUGUAUCACCGUCUAUUCCUUCUUCCCCGAUCGUCGUACCCAAUCACAACCCUCCAUCUCAUCAUCAUCAUCACACUCCCUCAAUCUUCAUCAACAACUUCAACUCUCUAUACGACCACCUCUCUGUUUCCUCUCCUCUCCACCGUAACGAUAAAUUCACCUCCGUCGCCGCCGCAUUGACCACUCCAAAAUCCGGCGAAAUUGGAUCCAGUUUGUUCAGCGGUGGAUUGCAUCCGUCUCCGCGUAGAGCUGACGACGAAGAAGAUGAAGAUGAAGAAGAUGAAGAUGAAAACUACGCCGUCGUGUCAAAGCUUUUAAGCGACGGAACGGCGAUAUUGAAGCACAUUGACUCACCGGAUCCGUGCAGAGAUUUCGGAAGGUCGAUGAGAGAGAUGGUGGAAGCUAGAGAUCCGACGAGAGACGACGUCUCCGAUAGAGAAUACUUGAACGAGUUGCUAUUUUGUUAUCUCUCCUUGAAUCCUAAACAUACUCACAAGUUCAUCGUCUCUGCUUUCGCCGAUACACUCCUCUGGUUACUUUCUCAGUCGUCAUCGCCGGAAUAUUAUCCUUUAUCCCAAUCCAUCUAAUUUAUUUAUUUCUCCGCUCUAUUUUUUUUAAUAUUUAA